AUGAAGGUGGAGGAAUUGAUUAUCGAUGGGUUCAAGUCUUACGCAACCAGAACUGUAAUUUCCGGUUGGGAUGCCCAAUUCAAUGCGAUAACGGGGCUGAACGGGUCCGGUAAGUCCAAUAUAUUGGACGCGAUCUGUUUUGUGUUAGGGAUUUCUUCAAUGAGCACGGUUAGAGCCUCUAAUAUGCAGGAUCUGAUCUACAAGAGGGGACAAGCAGGUGUUACUAAGGCAAGCGUCACCAUCGUUUUUGAUAACUCGGAUAAAUCCAACUCUCCCAUUGGAUUUAACGACUCCCUGAAGAUAUCUGUGACUAGACAAAUUGUUCUAGGUGGAACCUCCAAAUACCUGAUCAACGGUCAUAGAGCGCCACAGCAGUCGGUUUUGCAGCUAUUCCAAUCGGUUCAACUGAAUAUAAAUAACCCAAAUUUCCUCAUCAUGCAAGGUAAGAUUACCAAAGUGUUGAAUAUGAGACCAUCAGAGAUCUUGUCCUUGAUCGAAGAGGCUGCUGGUACGAAAAUGUUCGAGGAUAGAAGGGAAAAAGCUGAAAGAACGAUGUCCAAAAAGGAAACGAAGCUAGAAGAGAACAGGACUUUACUAGCAGAGGAAAUAGAACCGAAGUUGAAUAAACUGAGGGGCGAAAAGAGAAUCUUUCUGGAAUUUCAAGUAACACAAACCGAUUUAGAGAAAAUAUCUAGAGUCGUAACCGCGUUUGACUAUCAUAACAUGUCAACAAGACGGGAUUCUGCAAGGGAUAAAGUCUCAUCCAAUGAAAGGAGAAUGGAGGAAUUGAAAACAUUGAUCUCUAAAACCACAGACGAGAUCAUUAGCUUGAAGGAGGAUCUAGAACAAAUAAAAACUCAAAAGAAGGACGAAUUGGAUAAGAACGGGGUUCUGCCUAAGUUAGAAAAACAGGAGGGUGAUUUUUUGAACCAGAUUUCUAGGAUCAAUGCUACAAAACAGAUCUGCUCUCAAAACUUAGAAGAGAAUAAGAAAAAGAUUCAAAAAUUGCAAAACACUCUGGAGAGCCUAUCCAGGGAAUUACAGGAAAAAUUGGAUCGGUAUAGAGAAAUUGAGACUGCCUACAAGCAGGAUGAAAGUACUUUAAACCAAUUGAAGGAAGAGCAUAAAAGCAGGUCCGAACUGCUAUCUACACUGUCCAUUGGUAUAUCAUCUACUGGUGAAGCUGAAACAGGGUACACUGCCCAGCUUUCCUCCGUCAAAGAGCAAUACAAUGAAACCGAAGUCAAUAUUCAAACACACAGAAAAAGAAUUGAGUUUAUCGAAAAGGAACUGGCCUAUAAUGGACCAAAACUACAACAAGCCAGAAAAGAAAAUGAACAAGCUGUUGCAAAUUACAAACAUUCCGAAAUGGCAUGUGCUUCUCUAGAAAAGGAGUUAACAACGUUUGGGUAUGAUCCGGAAUUUUUAAAACAAUUGAGAAAGGAGGAGUCUGAUCUAAAACAGCAAAUUUAUCAAAUGAAUAACGACAUAGACCAUUUGAAGAGGAAAACUGCGAAUUUGGAUUUCCACUAUGAAAUGCCAGGCGGUAAAUUUGAUCCAAACUCAGUUAAAGGUAUUGCAGCCCAAUUAUUCUCGCUGGACGAACAGAAUUUUUACAGUGCCACCGCUCUACAGGUUUGUGCCGGUGGUAGACUAUUCAACGUCGUUGUCGAUAACGAGAAUACGGCUGCACAACUGCUAGAGCGCGGUCGGCUACGGAAGCGUGCCACUAUUAUCCCCUUAAACAAAAUUGCUGCUAGAACUUUGAAUGACAAUAUCGUUAAUAUGGCCAAAAGCGUUGCCCCAGGUCGCGUAGAGCUGGCUUUGAACCUGAUUGGUUAUGAAGAGGAAGUUAGGAGGGCUAUGGAAUUCAUUUUUGGAUCUAGUCUAGUCUGUAAGGAUGCAGAAGCUGCGAAAAUGGUAACAUUCAACCCCAAGAUUCGUACCAGGAGUAUUACUCUAGAUGGUGAUGUGUAUGAUCCCGAAGGUACUCUGUCUGGAGGAAGUAGGAACAACACCAGCUCUCUUCUAAUAGACAUCCAAAGAUACAACAACAACUGCAAUUUGGUUAAAGAAUUAGAAACCAAGUUGAAUGACAUUGCUAAGAAGAUCGCUAUCCAAUUUGAAAUUUCCAAUAAAACGAAGAACUUACAAAAAGAACUGGAACUUGCACAACAUAAACUGAAGCUGUCAGAGAGAAAUUUACAGUCCAAUACAGCAGCUCAAUUGAUUAGGAAAAAUGAGGAACUAGAGUCUGAGAUAGCACAAUGUAAGGAAGAGAUCAAGGACAAAACAUCUCAAAUAAAGCAACUGAAGAAGCAGAUUGCUAAGAUUGAAAAGGACGCUGACGAAUUUUCCCAUGACAAAGGGUCAAAAUUAGAUGAGUUGAGAAGGGAAGUGGAAAGUAUGUCCGUUCAGAUAUCAGAGGAAGAACAGCGCUGUGAAACUCAGUACGACGCUUACCAGAACUUCCAGCUAGAAAUUGAACAACUUGGUGGUGAUAUAGACUCCUCAAAGGAUACUUUAGAACAAGCGGAAUUAACUGUAAAAAAACUUCAAACAGAAGUUUCUGAGCAUGAUAUGAACUUGCGUGAUUUAAACCAGGCUUUGCAAGAUAAGCAGGUCGAGCUAGAAGAGGAAAGGAACAGAUUGAUGGGGAUUGAUGAUGAACUAAAAGAAAUUGAAGCCUUGAUUAAAUCCAAAACGGAUAUAAAGAACAAUGCCGAACUGGACAUCCAGAAAAUAAACCAUGAGUUGAACAAGUUGAGAAGUACAUCCAACAGCUUUGAAUCGGAACUUGCUCAAUUAUUGGAUGAGCACGAAUGGUUAUCUGACGAGAGCCAAGUUGCAUACAUAAUUGAGCAGCAUGCAUCAAUAAAUUUGGCAGAGUACAGGGAACGCGGUGCACAGUUACAAGAACGUUUUGACGAUAUGAAACGAAAGGUGAACCCCAACAUCAUGAGUAUGAUCGAAAGUGUGGAGAAAAAGGAGUCCGCGUUAAAGACCAUGAUUAGAACCAUUGAGAAGGAUAAAGUCAAGAUACAAGAAACAAUUACAAAACUCAAUGAAUACAAGCGUGAGACACUGAUCAAGACGUGGGAAAAAGUCACAGAAGACUUUGGCAAUGUAUUUGCGGAUUUGCUGCCGAACUCCUUUGCCAAACUGGUCCCCUGUGAGGGUAAAGAUAUCACCGAGGGGCUCGAAGUGAAAGUGAAGUUGGGUAGCAUUUGGAAGGAGAGUCUUAUUGAGUUGUCUGGUGGCCAAAGAUCGCUGAUUGCGCUUUCUUUGAUUAUGGCGCUGCUCCAAUUUAGACCAGCCCCGAUGUACAUUUUGGACGAAGUGGACGCUGCUUUGGAUUUGAGCCACACGCAGAAUAUCGGGCAUCUGAUCAAAACGAGGUUUAAAGGUUCACAGUUUAUUGUCGUUUCUUUGAAAGAAGGUAUGUUUACAAAUGCAAACCGUGUCUUUAGAACAAGGUUUCAAGAUGGUACCUCCGUCGUGAGCAUAAUGUGA
Huiozyma naganishii CBS 8797 is the source of this 3513-nucleotide messenger RNA. It is a transcript of the gene SMC2, whose product is annotated as condensin subunit SMC2. Gene Ontology annotation, biological process: chromosome organization. Gene Ontology annotation, molecular function: ATP binding; protein binding; ATP hydrolysis activity. Lineage: Eukaryota; Fungi; Ascomycota; Saccharomycetes; Saccharomycetales; Saccharomycetaceae. The record is from RefSeq and is a predicted model, not a curated record. The transcript has a single exon. The coding region runs from base 1 to 3513 and encodes 1170 amino acids. Gene Ontology annotation, cellular component: chromosome.